This is a messenger RNA of Alosa sapidissima (American shad), 4754 nucleotides long. RefSeq names its product cingulin (gene cgna). Gene Ontology annotation, cellular component: myosin complex. The record is from RefSeq and is a predicted model, not a curated record. Lineage: Eukaryota; Metazoa; Chordata; Actinopteri; Clupeiformes; Clupeidae. Bases 192 to 3887 code for a protein of 1231 amino acids. The transcript is spliced from 22 exons.
GGUAACAGGUUGUCUACGACAGGACAGGGCUGUCUGCCUAUCCGAUCCACUAACGUUACGAUUUUGUAUCUUAAAUUACUAGAAGCCCCAUACAUUGCUGGAAAGUAUACGGCCGGAUGAGGGAUAACACAUUUCAGAUACUGAAAAUUCACUGAGAACCAAGAGUCUGACAACUUUCCCACAAAAGAAGUAUGUCUGCCGCCCCUGGCAGCAAGGCCCCUGUGGAUUAUGGCCUCCAGAUCCGCUUCAUAAACGACCUGCAGGACUCGGGAGGGGGCCCAGGUUCGGGCGGGGUAUCCCGACGAGACGCCCCGUCUAAUGCCCCCUCCAGUGGCGGUGGCGGUCGGCCCUCGCGCUACGGGGUGGCGGUGCGUGUGCAGGGCAUCGCUGGCCAGCCGUACGUGGUGCUGAAGGAGGGCCAGAAGGGCGACUCGUAUGGAGUUCAACUCAAGACGCACAGCUACAACAGCCUGCCCAGACACAGAGAGGCCCCUGGCCAGAGGUCCUACCCCCCCGCAGACGACAGCGGCUAUCUCCGCCGCGCCCAGUCUCACGGCUCCCUGUUGGACCGAGACGGCGACGCCAGCGACGAGUUCCCCGACCACCUGGGCCGGCCCCCAGGAGAUGGACGCUCCGGUAGCUACGGCAACCUGGACGGAGGGCUAGGAGUUGGAAGAGAGAGAGGGCGGAGAGGAGGAGGAGGAGGGGGGUUGCAGAGGAACCAGUGGGGAGGGUCGCACGGCGUGGGGCUCAAUGGUUCGCCGGGAACAGGCAGUGAGUACGGCUCCUCGGAGUCCUUCCCCGAUAGCCCCCCUCGAGCUGCCAGCGCCCCACACCGCCAACCCCCACCCACCCAUCCCCCACCCCACCAGCCCCAGCAGCCCCCACACCACCAGCCCACACCCCACCAGCCCCAGCAGCCCCCACCGAACCACAUCCCCGUCAACCGCCUCAUCAGCCAGUUCAACGGAGGCCGCAGUACCGGCGGAGCUGCCAGGGGGCGCUCUCCCGACGUGGACUCGGGACGCCCGGCUGCCCCUCCCCCUUACGCUGCCGCCUCCCUCGUCUCCAACCCGUACUCCUCGCUCCCCUCGUCCAGUCAGAGCAGCCUGGGCCGGGGCGCAGGGUCCGUCGGCAAGGUAACGCCAGUGCACAAUUCCACCUCUCCCUCAUCAGCCAAUGAGUGGCAGUCUCAGGGGCGAUAUGUUGCUGUGGAGACUGCACCUGCCAAUCAAGUAGAGGCACAGGUAACCCCUGACCUCCUGCUGGACCAGGGUCAGAGUUCAGGCUCAGAGUUCUCCAAUGAGGACGACCAGAUUCAGCAGAUGAUCUACAGUGUCUUACGGCAGGGGAGCACAGAGAGUGAUGCUGUCAUCAAACAGAAGGUCCGAGUGCUCUGCAGCAAGAUCCACACUCUCAAGGGUCCUCAGGCUGUGAGGGCUGACCCCAUCCUGAAGGCAGAGCUGGAGGAGUCGAGGGACGAGUGUCUGAACCUGCAGGAGCAGCUGGACAGAAAGAAGAUUGAGCUUCAUCAGAUACACACUGAGCUGACUCAGUUGCGGAUGGACAGGGAGAGUGCUGAGGCUCGUGUGCGGGAGCAGGAGGAUCAGCUGGCUGGACUGCAGGACGAGCUGAGGAGAGAAGCCGAGAACAGAGCACACACCGACACACUGCAGACGGAGCUGAUGGCGUUGCAGGCAGAGCAGGUGGAUUCGCAGGCAGCGCGUCAGAAGCUGGACGAGGCGCUGCGGCAGAGAGAGCGCGAACUCACCGCCCUCAAGGGGGCGCUCAAGGACGAGGUGGCCACACACGACCGCGAGAUAGAGGCCCUCCGAGAGCAGUACAGCCAGGACAUGGAGAGGUUCCGCCUUAACAUGGAACAGGUGUCACAGUCUCAGGCUGGUAUAGAGGCGGAGCGGCAGCGUGUGAACAGCUCGGUGAGGUCUCUGCAGCAGCAGCUGGAGGAGAGCAGGGAGGAGGGCGAACACUGGAGGACUCAGUUCCAGAGCAGCCGGGACGAGCUGCGCUCCACCAAACAAGAGCUGCUUCAGGCUCGCUUGGAGAAGGAUGAGUUUGAGGAGGAACUGAAGGAGCUGCAGGAGAAAGUGGAGCUCAUGAAACAGCAGAUGCCUGACCCCAAACAAGCAGAUGCACUCAAAAAGGAGCUGGAGCGUUGCCGUGGCGAUCUGAAGGAGGCUCAGGCGGAGGUGGAGAAGGUGAGGUCUGAGCGGGACAGGAAGCUGAUGGAGGUCGUGACCCUGAAGAAGAGCCACCAGGAGCAGGAGGCCGAGCUCACCUACGAGCGGGACCGCCUCCUCGAGCAGACGCGCCGCCACAAAGACGAGCUGGCCAAAGCACACGAGAAAGCCAAAACGCUAGCUGAGCCCUCAUUGGUGGAGGCUCUGCGCGUGGAGCUGAAGGAGGCGGAGUCGGAGUGUGUGCAUCUGCGUGGGCGCCUGGCAGAUCAAGACGAGGAGCUGCAGACGGAGCGAGAGAGACUGAUGUCCACGCAGACGCAGCUGCACACACUCCGCCACCAGAGAGAGGAGCAGGAGGACGCACACACACGCCUCAGAGAGAAGCUCACGCGACUGGAGUCCCAGCUGCAGGAGCGCGAGUGCCAGAGUUCGGAGGCCGAGCAGGAGCUCCAGCAGGAGGUGCAGAGGCUGAAGGUCCAGCUGGACGAGGCCCGGCGAGGCAGCUCCACGCUGGGCAGGGAGCGGGACGAGCUGACCUUCCGCCUGGAGGAGGGAGAGCGGGAGAAAGAGUCACUGCGCAAGGAGAUCGGCCUGCUGGAGGAUCAGAAGAGACAGGCCGAGAGAACACUGGACAGACUCACCAAAGAGCUGGAGCAGGCGUCGGCGGAGGGCCGCAAGGCGGUGGAGGUGGUGCAGGUGCAGCUGGAGGAGCAGAGGGAGAGGGGCCGCCGCGAUCAGCAGGAGCACCAGAAACUCGGACGCGAGCGCCUCGCCGAGCUGGAGAAGGCCCAGAGUGCACUGCGCUCCGUCCAGGAUGAGCUGUCUCGGCAGAAGAAGGAGUACAUCGCGUGCAGUGAGGAGAAGGACAACGCUUUGCUGGACCGGGAGCUGCUGACCAAUCGCCUGCGCCACCUGGAGGUGGAGGUGGAGAACCAGCGCGGCAGCCACAGCGACAAGACCCGAGAGAUGCGCAGCAUGGAGGAUAAGAUGAAGCAUUUGGAGCUGGAGCUGGAGGAGGAGAGGAACACAGUGGAGCUGAUGACUGAUCGCAUCAACAGGAGCAGAGACCAGAUAGAGCAGCUGCGCUCUGAACUCAUGCAAGAGAGGUCCUCCAAACAAGAUCUGGAACUGGACAAAAAUGCCCUGGAGAGACAGAUAAAGGAGUUUAAGAGCCGCGUGGUGGAGAUGGAAGGGCAGUCACGCUCCUCGUCUGGUGUCUCUCAGCUGGAGUCUAAAGUCCUUGAGCUGGAGGAGAGACUGCACUCUGAGGAGAGGGAGAAGAAUGCUGCCCUGUCCUCACAGCGUCGCUUGGAGAGGAAGCUGAAGGACCUUAACAUGGCACUGGAUGAGGAGAGACAACAGUCUACUGACCAAAGAGACCAGCUGUCUCUGCGGGUGAAGGCCCUGAAGCGGCAGGUGGAUGAGGGGGAGAGUGAGCUGGAGCGGGUGGAGGGUCUGCGCAGGAAGGCCCUGAGGGACAUGGAGGAGCAGACGGAGCUCAAGGAGGCCCUGCAGGCACGCGUCAGCGCCCUGGAGAACGAACUCAAGAGGAAGGCCCAGCAGGCCAUGCGUCCCGUGCUGGACUCCUCCGCCCUCAGCUCAGACGACGACUACGACGACGACCUGUACGACCCCACCAGCAUCGCCUCCAUCCUCACCGAGAGCAACCUGCAGACCAGCUCCUGCUGAGAGACCGCUGGCGGUGGAGACGGCCAGGCCACAGGCCGACUUACGUUUCCGUAUAGAAUCUACGGUGUUGGUGCAGCACAGCCGCAUUAUUUUAAAGCCAGACAAAUGAUACUAAUAUACAGACGUGGCCAUUUACAGAGGUCGGUCUAUCAUCCAUCUUCAUUUAUUUUUUCCAGCUAGCAUUACUCACACACGUGCAAUUAUAAAUGCUCACAGUUGUGUAGACCUCUCGCGCGGGCUACAGCAUAGGUUUUGCAUAGAGCCCAUGCACAGUGCAACCAUAAUUAAGCCGUAUGGCCUUAUGUACCAACAGCUUAGAUUCAAUACAGAAGCGCCAGCCGGAGCAGCAAGGACACUUGAGGGGUUCUACAGGGUUCGAACAGCACUAAGGAGGGGUGGGUGGGGUCUGUGGUGGGAUGCUUGGGGUAUCGAGGUAUCAUGCAAAGGGAGGGAAUGCUAAUAGCGCUGGGGUAAAGCUAAUAGCGCUGGCCUUAGGCUAAUAGCGCUGGGGUAAAGCUAAUAGCGCUGGCCUUAGGCUAAUAGCGCUGCCUUAGGCUAAUAGCGCUGGGGUAAAGCUAAUAGCGCUGGCCUUAGGCUAAUAGCGCUGGGGUAAAGCUAAUAGCGCUGGCCUUAGGCUAAUAGCACUGGACUUAGGCUAAUUUAUAUGUUUUGAUUAGUAGCAGAGGUAUGGACGGGGCAGAUGCACUGGAGUUACGCAAUAAGAUACUCUGUUACGCAAUAAUGGGAGAUAGCGCUAGAGAGGUGGAUACUCACUGAGUUUACAUAGCGAGGUAGCUUAGUGCAGAAAGGGUAGAUACUCACUGAGUUUACAUAGCUAGGUAGCUUAGUGCAGAAAGGGUAGAUACU